Schistocerca gregaria is the source of this 2393-nucleotide messenger RNA. Its product is annotated as male-specific lethal 1 homolog. Gene Ontology annotation, cellular component: MSL complex. The coding region runs from base 298 to 2049 and encodes 583 amino acids. The transcript is spliced from 7 exons. Lineage: Eukaryota; Metazoa; Arthropoda; Insecta; Orthoptera; Acrididae. The record is from RefSeq and is a predicted model, not a curated record.
CUGCGUUAUGGUGUAAAAUAUCAAAUUAAGUUCUAGUGAGAAGUGCCAGUACAAGCAGUGUUCGUUUUACUAUAGUUAUUAAUACCUGAACGGUCAAAUGCGACGCGACUGAUGUGUACGUGUUGCCACCUAGCGGUAAUGUGUGUUAGUAGUUAAAGUUUGUAGGCAGUCAGACCGAUUGAGGUGCGACUUAAUCGAUGAACAGACGUUUAGUAUUUUUCAUGUGGGCCACGCUGUAUUCGAAGUGUUGCGAAAAGGAUCGGGUGGGUAGGCCUGCUACAUGAUAAUAGUGUGAAGAUGUCAAAUCCUCUGCCAAUGUUGAACGGCGAUAAGACUGCUGUCGGUGAUUUUUCGACAGAUCCAUCAGUGAACAUGGUCGCUGCCAUACGCGAUCAUAUAUCGUGUACGAAGCCCGUUCAAGUGGACAAUUUUGUUACUGAAGACACCAAAGCUGGUAUAAUAUAUCCCUGUGAUUUCGACCAUAUGUAUGCGAGUUUGACUGAGGGAACUGUUGUCCAAAGGGAAAAUCUGGAAGUCAAACAUUUGAAGGAUCUUUUGCUGUUGCACCUCGAUCUCAUACAACAACAAUCGGAACAAUUGGUAACGAAGGAUAAACAAAUUUCAUCGUUGCGUCAAGAAAAUGAAACGCUCCGGCAAAGGUUGGAGCGCAUGGACCGUCGUGUUAACCUUCACAAACAACGAGAUGGGUUAAUGCCACCUGUAGAUAAUAUUGCUGAGCGUUCCCCUCCUGUGCCAUCAUUUGAAAGUACAUUUGUCGUUCCCAAGUUGGAACCAAAUGUGCUGCCUUCCUCGCCAGAAUCGGUGGUGUCGGCACCGGUCCCAGCUGUUCGGCAACAUUUCUACCGCCCGGGUACGCCCUUCCCAGGCAGAAUAGAGUACCGUGAAGAACCGAGAUACUCGCCACCGCUGCAGCACCGUGAAGUUGUGGUGACGAGAGAGAAUGGGGUGCCCAGUGCGAACGCUACACUCGCGGUGGCGCCUCCCGCUGCCUGCGAGGCAGAGGAGGAGCCGCCAAAGCGGAGGAGGACGGACGAGGGCGAACCUUCACCGAGGGUGCCCUCUCCCACAGGGCAUCCGUCAUCUCUCGGUGGGGAGCGUGUAUCAGACACUGCACUCGACUCUGACGGAGCGACGCCACACCGCGAUAGUUCUGAGACCUCUCACACAGACGACUGUCAGCGUAUGGGCCGGGGCACAGCUGCGUGGGUGUCAUGUGCUGGGAGGCGACGACGACGUCUCCACUUUCGCCAUGGACGCUCAAAUGAAAGCGAGAGCUCGGCUGUGUCGCAACCUCACUCGCCUACCCGCAGCGGGUCGGGCGAUUCGCGACACCCGAGUCGCGGACGGGGACGGCGGGCACUUCGCGUUCAACACAGGGGCCGCACGGCAGGGGGGAGGAGACGGCGCAGGUCUGGGGAUGCGUUCAAGGAUGUCCUGUCGACAGACAGAGCAUACUGGACAACAAUUGGAGAGCUGUCAUCGGCGCUCAGAUUGCACGAAGGCCUCGGCACGGACUGCACCACUGUGGAGGUCCCUAGUUGGAGGCACAAGGUUUACACGAGCUGCUACGCAAUGGAGGGCACCGAGAACUUGGAUGAUGAGGUUUUCAGCAAACGUCAUCAGCGCUAUGAGAGUGACGAACGACGCCGGAAAAGGUGGGACGUGCAGCGUAUCCGCGAGCAGCGCCACGUGGAAAAGUUGAGGCAGCAGGAGGCGGCACGCGCUGUGUCCGCCCCCAUCGGUCGCGCGUCUGGCGGGCACCGCCGCAGUGACGACAAUCCCCUCGCAUCGCUGUGGCCGUCACCGGAGGAUGUCACUUAUGUGGAGAUUGGCGAAAAGCUGCCUGUUGCUGCAUUUGGAGCCCCUGUUAUCAACUUCCACCCCAAUGAGUUCUCACUACCGUGGAAGUGGCGGCCAGGUGUCCCAGAGAAGAUGCUGCGUAGGAGACACCACGGGCCCUACACGAACCGAGACGGAGUGCCGCACCAGGGCCGCGAGGGCGGAGGUGGAGGCGGCACAAAGCGCUAAGGCCAGGUGCGGAGCUGUCACUACAGCUCGCCAGAGAUCUCAGUUCGCGCACCCAGCUGCGGCUGUGGGUGCGGAACCUACACCACCCGUCCCGUGGGGGGCGCCCGACUGUUAUCGGAGUAGCUUUAACUGGUGACAAAAUGAACUGUGGACUCUCGAUUCGGAACACUGUGAAAAAAAUUAUAAAAAUUAUAUGUGUGUUUGUGUGUAUAUGUGUGUGUGAGAGAGGACAGAGUGAGUGGAUGUAUACUUUUGUUUGAAUGCGGGUACAAAAUGUUGCACACUUUAACAAUAUUUGUGAUCAAAGAAUAGUGGAAAGUUAAUAAAAUCUUCCUUUGUAUAUA